AUUAUCUAUUAUAAUUUCUCGUUUCAUCUAUCAUGUCACCUAAAAACUGUCACCGAGUGCCCGUACAAAUUUUAUAGGCGGUUCUUGCUGCCAUGCACAAAAUCAAGACUUCCAGAUCUUGACAUGCGGUGAUAGUUUUCAGAUCAACAAACAAUAAUCAAAAAUUUUUGAAGGAACCUCUCUCGGCAGUAUUCUGAAACAUCUGUACGGGCAUAAAUCAAAAACUUCCAUUUUCAUUGCAAAUUCUGACUGUUAUUCUUGGUUCUUACCGAGAUAAGUCUAAUCGUUGUUGAUUUUUAUAUACAAUUUUAUUGAGCAAUCAUUUGAGAUGACUGACGAUACGUCUAUCGAGGAAAUCAGAAAGGGCGUUUCUGAACUGACGGUGCUUUCGUUCAGGAAGAUUGACGACGUGAAGAGAUUGGCGAAGCAUUUUAAAUAUGUCAUUGACAAUCCUAAGACGCAAGAGAAUCCGAUCGUUUUGCGAUAUUUGAAGAAUUUGGACGACACCCACAGGAGGAUUUUCUUAAAGACUCGUGAUGGUGUGGAAGUGGAGUAUAUAUUCACGACGGAAAAGAAGAGCAGCCUGCAGAGGCAGAGGUUUAAUAGCCUUCCAGUUAGUGAGGUGCCUGAAUUGCUUAAAGCCGAGCUGACGGUGGAGAAUGCGAAGCAAGUGCACAUUUGUACGGAUUGUAAUGUGGAAAUUGAGAUAAACGAGGAUGAGCCCUUGAUGGAAUCGCUUCAGAAGCAUUUCAAUUUGGACGUCCAUUUGCCGAAGCUGAAACGCGAGAGCAUAGAUGUCGCGGAGCCUAUUAUAUUGCCUAACAUGUCGAGACGUCUGUCGGCCCUCGAAUGCGGCGAAACGCCCAAUCAUAAUAUUGAAUUCAUGCAAUUAGUGAAGCCGAUGGAGAAGUUGGACAAGAUGUUCUCCGGGAAACUUGAGGCGUCGCUCAUCAGACACCUGCCAGAUAACUCUGAAGCCAGCAUUGACGGUGCCGUCAAGUUCUACCAAGCUGCCUACGAUAAACUGUGCCUUGAUAUCAACGCGAUCGACUUCUCCGGCCAAACCAGUUCGGUGGCACCGAUUAUCAUGAGUAUUAAAGACAAUGUUAAUCAAAAUUUCGCAACCGACGCCAAUAAGAAUUUCGAAAAUGAAGAAAGCGAACAGGUACCUGAGAAACCCGCGAAGAAUGUUGUGAAAAAGUAUCGUUAUUAUGGAUCUAUUGAAUGUUUAAUCGUGAAACUUUUGAAUAAUCAUAAACUGCUUACAUUGGUGGAUGACCGUACGGGGAAGCUGGCGUUCUUCUGCAUGGCAUGCGAGUAUUACACUCUCAGAUUUAAAUACGACAGCGUAUUGAACCAUGUCUUCAGCGAAACGCAUAUUCACAACUUGGCUUGCAUUUUACAAGCGGACAGGCACAUUCCGUUCCCGUCACAGGACUCGAGCAUCGAGAAAAUCAAAGAAAUUAAUCGGAAGUUCCUUUUGAAUCACAGCGUCAGCGAGGAAGGGAACGAGCUGUAUUGUUCGCUGUGCAAAUUUACAAUUGACUCGAAUGAAAGUAUCAUCCUGCACAUUCUAGAUGAGAAGCAUCUGGCCCGUUUGUCCGAUAAACUGUACCGCAAGAUGAAAACCAACAACCCAGAUGGUCCAGUGCCAGAUGAAUGGGGCCCGAAAAGCUACGACUGGGCGAAGUUCCUCGCCAGCGUUGGCAAACCCUUGAACAACCGCGAUCACGUCGUGAUCGAAAACUUCAUUAAGCCGGGAAAGGUAUCGAACUACUGCUCGUGCUGUGAUAUGGUGCUAAAGGGUCCUAGACAGGUGCUCUUCAACCACAUCCGCCAGAAGAAACACUUGAGGAACGCCGCACCGCAUAAGCUCGCCCUGUUGUACAAACACCACUGCCGACCAGCUGAGUACUUUGCCAGCUUCGGCAAUUUCUACGUCUGCACCAUAUGCCCAACAUACGUCGCUCUGCCAUCAUUCUCCGCUAUCGUCGAACACUUUGAAAGCUCCAUGCACAUCGAAACCAUCGCAAAGUUAAUCUGUUCGGCUCUAUACCCGAACGGUGAUCUCAAACUGUUGGAGUCCAACGAAGUGAUCAAUGGUCAGUGUGAAUUCUGCGAUGCCACAUUCAACGAUGCGUCGGAGGGUGUGAAACACGUGCUCUCCGACGUGAACCACCAAACGGCUGUGGCCGAGGCGAAGACUAAAGCAAACAGGGGCGACAUUAUAAGCGUGUACUUGCACGGUAACUACAUCCUGCAUAGCGAGGGAGCGCAGUUCACUUGCACGAUUUGCAGCGGUGUGUUCAACUCCAUCCGUUCGCUGUUGAACCAUCUGGUGUACGCGGACCAUUUCAAGCAGAAACCGAAUUCGGAGAACGUGUUCCGCUUCUAUCUCGAACUGAAGCAUAAUAUAAACAUGUUAUCCCGCAAUAAAUACGUGUAUUACGACUUUGGCAAGUUAAAGUGUGGUGUUUGUGACAGUGAUGUGGACGAAGGUGAGAAUGCGAAACGUCAUGUGGCUUCGUUGCGCCAUAAGGAGAACAUGGGGGCCAGUUAUGUUAAUGUCAGUUUGGACGCGUCUGUUGAAUGAUUUAUGUAUGUAUGAUACAAUGUACCUUGAGAACAACUGAGCACCUUGUUAUACCUACAACACGUUUCUGAGGUGAUAUUACGUUUUACACUGUGAAAAUUUUAAUAAAUGAAAUAAUUUUAUAAUUUA
Messenger RNA from Zerene cesonia (dogface butterfly), 2722 nucleotides. RefSeq lists its product as uncharacterized. NCBI's taxonomy places the organism in Eukaryota, Metazoa, Arthropoda, Insecta, Lepidoptera, Pieridae. Bases 329 to 2593 code for a protein of 754 amino acids. The transcript has 3 exons. The record is from RefSeq and is a predicted model, not a curated record. Gene Ontology annotation, cellular component: nucleus. Gene Ontology annotation, biological process: regulation of gene expression.